Molecule: messenger RNA, 1101 nt
Organism: Zootoca vivipara (common lizard)
Lineage: Eukaryota; Metazoa; Chordata; Lepidosauria; Squamata; Lacertidae
Product: START domain-containing protein 10-like
Cellular component (GO): membrane; intercellular canaliculus; microvillus
Molecular function (GO): lipid binding
Source: RefSeq, a predicted model, not a curated record
AUGGAGCCCGUGACCCUCCCGAACGAUGCUACCUUCGAGCGUUUCAAGGCAGAGUGCGAGUCCCAGCAGGGUUGGCUGAGCUGGUACGAGGGCUCUGGCAUGUCCAUCUGGGAGCAGGUGGUUCCCCAUGCGGACCUGGCGGUGUACCACAUCAAGGGCAUCAGUCACAUGGCAGGGGUCAAGGCAGAGACAGCAUAUGAUGUCCUCCAUGACACUGAGUACCGCGGCAUGUGGGACAUAAACCUUGUUGAGACGCAUGAGAUCGCCCGUCUCACAGAGAAUGCUGAUGUUAGCUACUAUGCAUGGAAGUGCCCAAAGCCGUUAAGGAACAGAGAUGUGGUGACUCUGAGGUCAUGGAGAGUCCUGGAUAAGGCUUAUAUUAUCCUCAACUUCUCUGUUAAACAUCCGAAUUACCCUCCACGCCAGGGCACGGUGCGGGCUGCCUCGCAUUUGGCUGGAUACCUGGUGCAACCAACUAGACACGACAGUUGCAUGUUGACUUACCUGGUACAGCUUGACCCUAAAGGAUUUCUGCCCAAGUGGAUUGUGAACAAAGCUGCUCAAUUCCUGGCACCAAAGUUGAUGAGGAGGCUGUAUAAAGCCUGCUUGAGAUACCCCUCCUGGAAGCAGGAGAACAACAUGCAUUUGAAGCCUUGGCUGCACCCCGAGCAGAACCAGCUCCCCACCAUGUUGCUGUCUGAGUUGGCUCUUCAGCAUGCCUCCUCCCUGGAGAACAUUGAUGAGAGCAGCGUUGCAGAAUCCAAGGAUCAGCAGGGAGAAGCCAGCGAGUCCGACUGACUCUAUUCACUUUGUGCUUUUUCUCAGUUUAGGGACAUUCUCUAGUCUGUCACUGUGCCUUUCUGAGAAAUGAGAAACGAUUUCUGUUUAUUUCACUUGGUGGGGGUUAUUCUCUCUCAAGCACCUGUUGCAAGCUUGUGGUCAGAGGGGCAACUCUCUGUCAAGACCAUCUUCCUGUGUUCUUAGCUGUUCUCCCCAAGGAGGGGAGAAGGCUUGUAACUGUAGAGCUGCAGUAUUUAAUCAGUUAAUUUGUUUGUUUUCAGAAGACCUUUUGAACCAGGGAAAGGCUGCAUAUUGUGCUUA